CAGCACCUAUACUAUAUGAAGGAGGGGUUCAUUCACGUAUUUCACAAUCACCGUACAGUCCGUCUCCUCCGACUGUCAUGGCGUCCUUUCUCACACACGUAAGCGUCAGCAACCCUCCCUCCCGGUGUGUAGCUCACGUGCGAUGCGCGUGCAUGCAUGCGACGUACGUGGUGGUGGCCAUGAUAGUUUCUCUUUGGUCGCCCCCAGCCAAUCCCGGCGCUCGGGCCACAGAUGCAUGUCGGGAGCAUGCAGCACUACGAGGACUCAAAAGAGGGCAUCAGUAGCGCGCUCUGGCCAUUGCCAGGCCAGCAUCACCCAGGUGCCACCGCCACCUCACCUCGCCCGCUCUGACACACGGAUCAUCGUCACCAUCAUCAUCAUCAGUAUCCACGACAGCGCUGUGGUUAAUGAGACGUCGCGAGGGCUAAGUUACCGGACACCUGAACAAUGAUGAUGCGCUGGCAAGGGCUGAUGACUACCCUGGUGGCGUGGUUGCUCGCCUCUCAGUUCAGCAGUGCACAGAACCAUCGACGGCUGUCUGACGACAGUGAGCUUAGUGCUGUUCAUGCCGCGGGGCCCGUGUUUCACGCAGGCAACGAGGGGGAGACCGCCACCACCAUCAAUACUGCGUCUGAACUCAUCCGAACCGGUCAUUCCACUCUGAGACCUUCCAUGUUGUUGGGAGAAGGCUCCAAGGCUUCCAUACCUAGCGAGGAUGAAAUCCGAGAGACUUCUGGAACAUUCUUCUCUCAGGCAGCGCCGCCUGGGGCCGCGGACCAGUUGUCCACCGGAAAACGUUUCCGUAAAGGUCGCAACGAUUUUCUGCAUCAAUUUAUGGGCACUGCACUCGACAAGGACAGGUCAAAAGAUCAAAUAAUACCUGCGCUCGACAGAGACCCCCGUCAGAAGCGAUUCCUCAAAGCAUCUGACGACUUCUCGGAGAUGCUGGCCAAAUACCGUCAACUUAAACCCGCACAAAUGUUGAGUCAUGCGAAUAGCGAGGGCAGCUUUGACAGAGCUGAUACUACACGUGAUGGCAUGUCUGAGACGGACUUUAAUCGUGGCGAAGGACGGUCAAAAAGAGAAGAUAAUGAUCUUUGGUCUGACAUGCCCGGCCGCGGUAAAACACCCGAGGACAAUGGCUACCAUUAUGGCCGCCACCAUUCCAAACAGUUGCAGACGACGCGUGGACACGAACGCAGUUUGGACACAAAUGCAGGUGGGAUCCGGUCUCCGGGAGAUUCUGAACGCCGCAGUGACGCUGAUCGUGUUAGGAGAGACGCGGAUGCGAACCUGAGCCAUCUCCUCCCCACAGAACCUUCCUUGGCAGCGUCAGCUAAACAUGUCAGGGAAUAUACAGCCAACCGGAGAUUCCGCCGCCAUGUUGAUUCCUCAGAAGACGAGCUGCCCCUAGCCGAUUACUCUGAGUUGUCUGAUUACCCCGAACAGUCUGAUUAUACUGACUCUUCUGACCAGUUGGAAUUUCCAGUUGACAAGCGGUUUAUGCGAGGAAUGAAUCCCUACUUGAGGCCAUACUUGCUGAAUGCCCCUAAGAAACGUUUGUUGAGAGGUUUUAACCCGUACUGGCCCAGUAGGCAGUCUCACUUAUACGACAGAACAUACUUUUCCCAGCCAUACAAUGUACCUGAAAAACAUGCCUACAAUCCCAUGAAUCUUCACAUGCCAAUGUUCGAGUAUAAUUAUCAGAAUGAAAAGCAAGACCCAGCAGACGACAGUGAGGAUAGUGAUGGCAAUGGAGAUGAUGAGGACGAAGAUAGUGAAGACGUGACACCUAUGCGGUUAGACAAACGAUUUAGGAAAGGUUUGAAUCCUUAUUUGGCAAUGUAUUCCAACCGCAUGCCAAUGAGAAUCAAUCCCACGGAGGAUGGCGAGAGUGAAGACAUCGUCUUUGAUAAGAGGUUUCUGAAAGGUCCCAACAGAUAUCUCCAACUCUAUGCUAGCCGAACUGCAUCUAACCAGAAAUACAACCCUCUAAACUGGCAUUAUCAAAAACGAUUGAAAGCUAGCGCCCCUUGGGACAUAGCAAGGGAUCCAAGUCUGCUUCUGCUUGAUGAUGAUGAUGGACAGGAAUUAGACUUCGGGUCCCACGCAGUCAGCAAACGCUUUCUCAGGGGCUUCAAUCCAUACCUUUAUGCCCAUGCCAGUCGUGGUUACUUUAGAAAUUCACAAGAAUCCAAUACUGAUAAACGCUUUAAAGCAACAGACCUGUAUCAACCGCAGUCUCCACCCACCUCACAAGAGCUAAGUCUAGUCGAUGAAAAUGAUGAGGACCAGACUGUAAGAGAAAAACGAUUCCUGAGAGGCCGGAACCCGUAUUUUCUGGAACUGCAUCAAGGGAAGAGAGGCAUGAAAGGUAUCUUUCCGUAUCUUCAAUCCCGACAGCUAUUAAUAAACGCAGAGCCAAAAGAAAGCGGAGAUGACAACGAAGUUUCUGGACGCGUGGUUCCAUGGCCGGCGGAGAAGCGGUUCAUGAAAGGUGGUAACAAGUACCUCCACUCGCACAGCUUUGGCUCGCAGUCGAGCGGCGACACUCUGGACCGUCUGCGUCAAUACGUGGGAGACAAGCUGGUGAUGGAGAUCACAAAGCCCUUGAGGACUUCGCUGGACAAUGCCAGACCCUUCCCGUCCAGAUGGAGUGGCUGGGAGCUCGGAAAAGGUCACGCCGGCUGGCCCGCCCUCGUGUCCAGGCAGGGUUACUCUUCGUUCCAUUGAAGCUCGCGCUAGCAGGAACGUUUCGAGAAACAGAUUUACAAGAGGGCGACUGGGAGAAAUGUCUCGUUGACUUUGUGGAGAGCGAACGCCCUCGUGAUUCUUCAUGAGAAACGAGAAUGUUCUCUGCGACAUAGCUCACUGAGAACAGACUGGUCCUAUACUUCGUUCUUGGUUUUACUGAGAACACUGAAAAGAAUGUUUACGCUUUUACUGUUUACUUUAAGAAAAAUGUAGGUUUACUAUGAUUUAUGAAACUGUUUGCCAUUCAACACACACACACACACACACGUACACAUAUGAGUGAAAUCUGUCAUGAAAUACUAAGAUCUGCUUUGGACAGUUUUAAAUGCGAAGACUUUGCUCUAAAUUUCAAAGGCUACCACACUUCAGUACUUUUAAAUUUUCCUUGUAAAGGAAAGAUGCCUUUUUCGAGAUUUUCUUCCAACAGUAAAGAUUAUUUCAUUUCUCGAAUGUCCAUUGUUUGCAAAACAAACAUUACGUGAUCCUCCAUGAACGUGGAAAGUUGGAAAACAUAGACAGCAUUUAGUAGUUAAAAAAUAUUCAGUUUCACUUCUGAAAGCUGCUCUGGCAGACGACUGGCUUUGUAUUUUAUUCUGUGUAAAUUGGGGAUGAAAUUUAAAGAAUUAGUUUUUUGCCGUAUUUUCAUAAUAAAAAUUUAACCUACUUCAUUAAGAUUAAAUGAAGAGCGUGAUACACUUAAUUACCAGUAUGGUGUGAUUUCCCGUUGCAACUUCUCCCCCAAAAAUUUUUAUUCUGGAUGUUUGUGGCCCUUAUUCAAAUUCCAGAGCAAGAUCGACAAGAACAUUUGUGACAUGCUUCGACUAAAAACUUAGACCUUGUCACGUUGUAUUUUCUUGUAUGGGAAUAAGAAGACGUAUUACUCUGAUGAACAUCACUGUUUUCAUGAAUUUAGCUCCCCUGUUUUCUUUUUCCAUGACAUCAGAAUAGAUGAUUGCCAUCUUCCCUACGGGGAGAAGCUGCAGUUACCUAUUUCUCUCUCACGAAACCACUGUAUUGUUAUAUACAGAUACAAAAUAAUUGUCUAUUGCAAGGCUAAUGUGUGAGUCGCUUGUCAGACGUGUCUAUCAUUUUCAACUGUCUACUCUCCUGUGUCAUAACUGUAUACUCUGUCACAGGAGGCUGUUUUCAUUGCCUUGCUAUUAGACUGUCUACUCUGUCACGUAAAGCUGGAUAAAAAAACACAGAACAUGUCUUAACCGAUAAGCAUGAGAACUUAAGUUUGAUUCGAAAAAAAAAUGUCAUUUAAAUGUCAUUUUUAAAAUCUUAAGAAUAUAAGAGUAACAAUUAAAUUGACUUACUCUAUUUUGUAUCUAUAUUAUUUAUUGGAAUUUCUGCAGUGUCUUUUUAAUAUGUAAAAUGCUUCAGUUGCAACAUUUUUUUCGAAAAAAGUUUUUAAUAUUGCUAAUGAAUCCUUUAGGGAUUUCUGGAAGUCACAUCACACCGCAUCAAACAAACCUUCUCAAAGAAUUUCAAAGCAAGUAUCUGUUGAAUGGCCUGCACCUUCAUGAGUUUUUACACAGUGUGCGGGCCAUUACAGGGCUUCAACAAAUUUCCUUUUCGCUCGUCGAACGCGAAUGGAACAAACACUCGACGAGGGGCGAGGACACCUGACCCAGCAUCAGGAGUUGAGCUGAAAUUGUACUUCACAGCAGCACAUCAUCUUGAAUAAUUCGAUAAAAGUCAAGGCCACAAUGUUAAAAAAUCCCACAAAAAAAGUAAAAUCCUCCAGCGAAUAUGGA
Molecule: messenger RNA, 4514 nt
Organism: Pomacea canaliculata
Lineage: Eukaryota; Metazoa; Mollusca; Gastropoda; Architaenioglossa; Ampullariidae
Exons: 2
Coding region: 448-2733 (761 amino acids)
Source: RefSeq, a predicted model, not a curated record